AUGCACAGCAAAGGAGAAACUAGUAGUUUGAAAACCGGCAUGAUUGAUUUCGUGGCCGGAUGUUUAGGAGGUGUCGCGCUCGUAUACGUCAGCCAGCCGAUGGAUACGGUGAAGGUGAAGAUGCAAACAUUCCCCGGGUUGUACAAGGGGUUCGUCAACUGUACGGUGCAAACAUUCAAGCGGGACGGUAUCGUGCGAGGCCUGUACGCCGGCACGCUCCCGGCGGUGGUAGCAAAUGUGGCAGAAAACUCAGUAUUAUUUGCUGCGUACGGUGCCUGCCAGCAGGUCGUCGGUAGCGCAAUGCACAAACCGUCCGUGGCGGAAUUGUCCACGCUGGAGAAUGCCACCGCCGGCUUUCUGGCCGCGUUCUUCUCCUCCUUCACGCUCUGCCCGACCGAGCUGAUCAAGUGCAAGCUGCAGGCGUUGCGCGAAACGGCCGGCAAUGAUGGGAAGCGUCGACCGACUAUAUCGUCGUACGCACUCGCGAGCCAGAUUCUGCGCACGGAAGGGAUCCCGGGCAUGUUCCGUGGGUUAACGUCGACGUUUGCACGCGAAAUGCCCGGUUACUUCUUUUUCUUUGGUGGGUAUGAGGCGACGCGGGAGUUCUUUACCCGCCCGGGACAGACGAAGGACGAUAUUGGGGCGCUGCGAACGAUGGUGGCUGGUGCGGUCGGUGGUGUGGCCCUGUGGACCGUUAUCUUCCCUGCGGAUGUCAUCAAGAGCCGGAUCCAGGUGUACAGUAUGCGGGCAAGCAUGACCCAGGUCGGGCUGGACAUUUUCCGCAAGGAGGGUGUGCUGGCUUUCUACAACGGACUGCUGCCCACGAUCGUGCGAACCAUUCCUGCCACGGCGGUACUGUUCGUGGUGUACGAGUAUACAAAGAAAACGUUAACGAAGCUGUUAGAGUAG
Molecule: messenger RNA, 909 nt
Organism: Anopheles marshallii
Lineage: Eukaryota; Metazoa; Arthropoda; Insecta; Diptera; Culicidae
Product: mitochondrial ornithine transporter 1
Exons: 2
Coding region: 1-909 (302 amino acids)
Biological process (GO): mitochondrial L-ornithine transmembrane transport
Molecular function (GO): L-ornithine transmembrane transporter activity
Source: RefSeq, a predicted model, not a curated record